Larimichthys crocea (large yellow croaker) is the source of this 1751-nucleotide messenger RNA. RefSeq names its product twisted gastrulation BMP signaling modulator 1a (gene twsg1a). The record is from RefSeq and is a predicted model, not a curated record. Bases 726 to 1442 code for a protein of 238 amino acids. Lineage: Eukaryota; Metazoa; Chordata; Actinopteri; Sciaenidae. The transcript is spliced from 5 exons. Gene Ontology annotation, biological process: regulation of BMP signaling pathway.
GUGUCCUGUCCUUCCUCCCCUUCACAGGCUGGGAAGUGAGGCCUGUUGUCGGUGUGCACACACAAACACACACACCUGUGGAGUUUAAGUGUCCCAUCAGAGUGUUUCUGCAGAGUGGUUACAAAUGAGCGCAGGGACGCUUCUCAGCGGGGAGUCCUGUUGGACUUCACAGCUUCCGAAUCGCCCUUUUCUCACCUAACGAGUGCACUCACAAGGCCGCUGAUAAGACUGCAGACAAAAGGGGUUGUGUAAUGGAGUUGAGAGGGGGUUGGUUUGGAGAGAGAAGAUCUGCUUGAAAGAAGCUCACCUGGUUAAAAAGAAAAAAACUAAAGUUUGAGAUUUACGCACAACUUUUACGCGCAGCGUUUGCGCAGUAAAUGUUGCCCCGUGAUGUGGAUGAUUCACGUCCGUCUCCUUGUGGACACUCAGCCGGUGUGUGCGUGACCUGAGGCCCGGUGUUUGGCUCCACAGACGUUGGGGUAAGAAAAUGGAGCGUGUGCCUUUAAGGCGCCCGACUGCCUGUCGCUUUUUGCUGCGGAGAGACUGACGCCCUCUGGACACAGUGGACACUUGGAGCGGCGGCAGAACACCAAUCCUGGAGAAGUUCAAAGAGAGAGAAAACAGGCACACUCCCUCCUUUCAAAAAAAAAAGAAAAAAAAGGACAAGUUGCGGAUUUAUUAACAGCGUUGUGGUGUUUCCAGUGCCGUGCUGGUGAGCCAUCAGGAUGAGGCCUGGUCAGCUGAUCCUCCUCCCCGCUGCCACCACCACUACCACCACCACCACCACCACUUCCGCCGCCAUCGCCGUCGCUCUCCUCUUCCUCUUAUCAGGGCUGUCUCUGACCUCCGGAUGCAACAAAGCCCUCUGCGCGAGCGACGUCAGCAAGUGUCUCAUCCAGGAGCUGUGCCAGUGUCGUCCGUCUGACGGGAACUGUUCGUGCUGUAAAGAGUGCAUGCUGUGCCUCGGUAACCUUUGGGAAGAGUGCUGCGACUGCGUGGGGAUGUGUAACCCGAAGAACUACAGCGACUCUCCGGCCACGUCGAAGAGCACCGUGGAGGAGCUGCACCGUCCGAUCCCCUCGCUGUUCCGCGCCCUCACGGAAGGCGACGCCCCGAUCAACAUGAUGGUGGUGUCCUUCCCCGUCGCCGAGGAGCUCUCCCACCACGAGAACCUGGUGUCCUUCCUGGAGUCGCUCGACAACCAGCACCAGAACGUCUCGGUGCCUGGCAACAGCAUCCACGCCAGCUACGACACUCAAGAAAACAUGUGCACGGUGGUCUACUUUGAUGACUGUGUGUCCAUCCGGCAGUGUAAACAAUACUGUGAGUCAAUGGGAGGAUCCAAGUAUCGCUGGUUUCACAACGCCUGCUGCCAGUGCAUCGGACCUGAGUGCGUGGACUACGGCAGCAAAGCCGUGAAGUGCAUGAACUGUCUCUUCUAAAGUGCGGGCACACGUUGGUAUCAAAUGUCUGGUUUCAUACCAGUGGACUGAGGGCAGAGGAAACUAUGACUGUUAUGUGUUAGCAUUCCUCAGUUACCUUGUAAAAUACCCCCUUACACCGCUCCUUCUACCCCUGCAAAUUGUUUUUAUUCUGCUGUUAUGUUUCACUGUAUAUUUUUAGAUACGUUUUCAAUAGUGUUUUUUUUUGUUUUUUUUUUACUAGAGGUGUAUAUGAAUAAUGUAUUUUUACAAUUAUGGUCUGCUAAAUUCCACUCUCGUGCCAAAUAAAGAAAAGUUUGGUGACAUGGA